This is a messenger RNA of Ciona intestinalis (vase tunicate), 2508 nucleotides long. Lineage: Eukaryota; Metazoa; Chordata; Ascidiacea; Phlebobranchia; Cionidae. The record is from RefSeq and is a predicted model, not a curated record.
AAAUUUUCAGUGGUUUGCUUCCACCCGGUUUAAAUGCAAUAAUGGGACCAACAGGAAGCGGGAAAACAUCCUUACUUGAUGUAUUGGCGCAAAGGAAAGACCCGAAAGGUCUGAAAGAAGGAAUUGUUUUACUAAACGGAGAGCGGCCUCCAGUGGAUUUCCGACUGAUGAGCGGCUACGUAGUUCAGGAUGACGUUGUCAUGGGAACGCUGACGGUUCGUGAAAAUCUCGCGUUUUCAGCCAACUUGAGACUUUCGACCAAGAAAUUUGAUGCGAAAGCUCGGAAACUAAAGGUUGAUGACGUCAUAGAACAAUUAGGUCUUCAAGCCUGCGCCGAUACACCGGUGGGAAACGAGUUUGUGCGCGGAGUGAGCGGAGGAGAAAGAAAGAGAGUAAACAUCGGGAUGGAAAUGAUCCUUGAUCCUCCUGUUCUCUUCCUGGAUGAACCAACCACUGGAUUAGAUGCAAACACAGCGAACUCCAUCGUUCUCCUCUUGUAUAAGUUAGCUAGCGGAGGUCGUAACAUUAUUAUGUCAAUCCACCAACCGAGAUAUUCAAUAUUUUCACUUUUUGAUCGUCUUGGUUUGCUGAACAAAGGAAAUAUCGUGUACAGAGGAGUCGCUAAGCAAGCGGUGCAUUAUUUUAAAGAUAUAGGUUUCAGUUGCCCUCGCUUCCACAAUCCUGCUGAUUUCUUCCUUGAUAUUGUUGGUGGUGACGUCAACACUGCCCGACUUAUCGGUCGAAUGAACAGCGAGUCACGUGACACGGAAGAGGGUACCAGCAGCCCUGCUGAAGAAGGCGACCGAAUAAGAACAGUUAAAGCAUCUUCAAAUCAAAUUUCGAUCGCUAUGGAGGAAGACGAGCAAGAGGACAACAGCGGAAAACUUCUGGAUUCUUUUCGUGCGUCAUCAAUUGCUCAAGAUGAGGAGAAAGCGCUGAAGACUAUCAAAGAAACUUUUCUUUCGCGAACGGGUGGGGUCGGAUAUUCAUUUAAAGAUCAAAUAUUAGAAGAAACACAUUACGCCAAUGGAUUCUUUCAUCAGUUGAAAACAGUAAUGGGAAGAACAGGUUUGAACUUGUUGCGAAACCCAAUGACGUCAUUCGUUCAAAUUAUCAUUAUGAUUAUUUUCGGCGUUCUGAUUGGUCUAAUCUAUUUCCAAAGUGACACGUCAUUUACAAGUGGAAUUCAAAACAGGGCCGGAUGCUUCUUCUUUCUCAUUACGACACAAGUUAUGUCGAAUCUAUCAGCACUUGAAUUGUUUAUCGCCAACAGAGCACAUUUCAUCCACGAAUCUGCGAGCGGUUAUUACCGCGUCUCCGUAUACUUCAUCGCACAAAUCUUUGCUGAUCUUGUUCCAAACAGAUUGAUACCAAACACAUUCUUCAGUCUCAUCAUAUACUUCAUGAUAGGGUUUCAACUGAAGGUUGAGAAAUUCUUUUUCUUUAUUUUGUCACUUUUCAUCACGGCUAUUUGUGCGUCAUCAAUAUCCUUUCUCGUGAGCGCCUCCGUGCGGAUAUUCGCGAUUGCAAACAUAUUGGUUGCCUUGCCAUAUAUUCUCAUGAUGUUGACUGGAGGUUUCUUGGCAAACACUGGGAGCUUAUUGGACUGGAUUGAAUGGAUUAAAUACGUCAGCAUAUUUAGAUACGGGACCAACGCUCUUACAGUCAAUGAAAUGAGUGGUUUAGUGUUCAUCGAUAACAGGACAUAUCCCGGGUUCGAUCCUACUUCAAGUCAACCUUGCAUAAGUACAAUCACUCAAGGGUUGAUUCCGAACUGUACCACUGGUGAAGCAUACAUGCAAAUUCAAGGCAUCGAGUACGGUGUGUGGGGUUUAUGGGUCAAUAUUCUUGCUCUUGGCUGUAUGUGCAUUGGAUUCCUUUUUCUAGCUUACGUUCAAAUGCGAAGGGUUAAUAAGUUUAAGUAAAACAUUAAUUCUUAUAAAAUGAAUUAAAGCAGUGUGUAUAUGAUCGUAUGCCAUUAAACCUGUUAAAUAUCUUAUAAGUCCACCAACGUUUUCGUAUCUUCCGCUUCAACGGCCAUGGUUUAAUAUAGUAGGGUGGAGAAAGAUGGGACACCUUUUCAUUCCAUAUUCUUGUCCCAUCUCGCUGUAAACAAGGAACAUUCAAAGAAUUUCGUAUCCUCACGACUUCCAUAGACCGUUGUUAAUUGUUUAAAACACGACCAGUAUAUUUGGAUAUUUGUGUGUAUGUGUCCCAUUUUUUCCAACUCAACUUCUGUUACACUUCUAGGCAAAUUGUCGUUCGCGAUUGUUCUCUUUUUGUCAUUUCUUUGUUAUCUACAUUUCUUUCAACCUAUUAUAAAUUGAGUUGUUUUUUUCUUGAUCAAAUUCCCUAUUUAUGAAAUGUUAGUGAAUUGCUUUACCUCGAGCCAUACUAUGUUUCUAAUUGAUCAUUUAAAAAAAAAACAAUAUGUUUAUUUUUAACCGAAAAAUCGUGGUCCAGAAUGUAACGGAACAUGAUAAAGAAUAGAAAGCGUAUAAUACCAAC